This is a messenger RNA of Vitrella brassicaformis, 4270 nucleotides long. Lineage: Eukaryota; Vitrellaceae. The record is from the annotation of a GenBank genome assembly.
UCAGUCGAAAAAGUACAAACUAUCGCGAACAGCGGUAAUGUCAAGAUCUCCUCUCGGCGGAAGAGGCUGCAAAUGCUGUGCAAGGCUUCCCAAACGCGCUCUAAUAUCUUCCUCAAAAGAGCCCUGUGUAGGACAGAGAACGGAGUAGAGACGCGAUCUUAUAUCUUCCUCAAAAAGAUGCCUCACCAGGAUAUUAGUCGAGUAAAGAUUAAUCCAUUGGUCUCUUAUGUGCCGGUUCAUGGUGUCAACGCUGGCCGCAUGUGUCCAGAAGGAGUCGUGCACUGCAGCGAAGUCAAUGCCUGAAACCAAAAGAAGCCGAAACCCUUGACCUGAUCCCUUCCUUUCUUAAGUCGUCGAAGAUUCACCCUCUGUCUGACAGGCUUCGGCUGUCAUCAUCAUGUGAGAAGCGUCCAGGGAAUGGAUAAAAUUUGGAGGGAAACCACUUUUCUGCCUAUAUUUGUCAGUCUUCAUCUCAUCUGAGGGCUCCUUCAACAACACCGUUUUUUGCAGCGGCGUCCGUACUGUAACAUUCGCGAGGUCUCGGUAAGGCUGAUGACACGGCCUGCAAACGAAAAGAAAAAAAUGAAAAGGACACGAAAAGUCGUCCGCUUACAAGCCGACUCCGCUGAUCCAGGCUACCGGGACCCCUACUUUGUUGCAAAUCCUUGACACGUCAUCAAACCUAUCACGACAUCCCAACACAGUCAGUGUAGCAUUUAAGCCUGCGUUCUCACCAUUUCUUGAUUCUCAUCGCUUUGCGGAAAACCUCGUCGAUUGACCUCAGGACCUGUGUGGCCAGGUACUGCGCAAUCUCAGCUAAUAUUUUCUCCUCUACAGUUUCCCCAAGAAGGUCUUCCAGCUGUGCAAGAACCUGAAACGUAUACAGCAUGUCCUGAAACUCGUCGGCAGUGGUUCAGAAUAAUAGUGACCUUACCUGGUCUUUCGCACCGAGUACAGUGACUCCGUAAACCACCGUCAUCACCGUCUGCUUUACCACCUUAAAUGACCCCAUUCGAGCGAGGACCAGACGAUGGGUAUGGUUACCUGCGUUGGUUCAGGUCUUAUCACCUUUCGCUGCAGCACUUGGUGUUCGAGACAAAAUCUGGCAAUUUCUGAUCUUCUUUCUGAACGUGAAGGGGCGUUAGCGUGCUCUUCGACCUACAACAAUCGUGCACGAGGAGCAUUGUCGUAUUGUCCCAUUCCUCACUUUUUCUUUGACGAUAUCGAGUACACGGGAAUAGACGUCUUGGGGCCUCUCGCUCGGUGUGAUGUUCACCGCUACAGCUCCAUCGAUAUCACGGCCCAGUGCUGCAUGUGAUUGGAUCAUGUGUUCCUUGUGGGACGCUAGUUGUUGCUUACAUGCGUAGUGUUGUAGUCCAUUGCACGAGCCGUCUUGGUGUACAGGAAUCGCGCUUCUAUAGGUAGACGGCUCUCCCGAUUCGAUCGCCUCAAUAUACUCCAAAGAUGCAGCGAGGGCCUGCCAAGGAUCCUCCGCCUCCACCCAUGAGAAAUUUCGCCGAAUAAAGGCUGUCUCUCCAUCUUCUUGGCUUAGCACUCUGUAUUCUUCCCGCCACUUCGGCGUUUGCUGCUCCACCCAUUCAACUCGUUCAGCAAACGUCAAUUUGUCGUUCCCCCACAAAUUGGCAAGAUGCACCUUCAGCCAGAAGAGACCUCUGUCACCCAAAGGCCUCGCCAGGUGGAAACGCAGAAGGCCUCUUGCCACGUCGUCUCCUUGGUGGUUCAAGUGAGGCGGUAUCGGAUACACCCGGCCUCUAAAGUCGACGUUAUGGGGAAAGUAAAUAGCAUCCGCGUGGCGAAAAGCAUUGGCCGAGGACAACUUGAGAAGAAACGCAGGACGAAGCGAAAGCAUUUUGACGCGCUCUCGUGCUUGCUAGGCGACGAUCGAAAUGAUGCAUGCCAAUCACGCCAAACGUAAAAAGAAGUCCGUUUUCUUACGUGUGAAAGGGUCAGACGCUCUAACCGCGACAUCUCGUCCGCUUCGACGACAAGCGCCUGUCCGUGAUCGUUUUUGGAGUCGUGAUCGGGCAACCUGAUUGGCGACAUCUCCUCCGCUUCGACGACAAGCCCCUGUCCUUGAUCGUUGCCGGACUCGUGAUUUAGUAAUCUAAUCGAUUGGUAAAGCGAACAACCCAUACGCCACUAUGCCAUUUGCCAGUUUCGAUUUUCACCUCGGAGGCACGUUGCCGAUCUUAACAUUCUCGUCCCACGCAAGUUUCAUCAAGUUCAGGAUCUUCCCAUUAAUGUGCCACGGCACUUCCCCGAGCUUGGACACAAUAGCGAAGACACGUUCAAGCUUACAAGCCUUGAAGACAUUCUUCAACGAGCGGGACGAUCCCGUGACCCGGACAAACGAAGACCUGACACAGUGACUCAGGUUAAGUGUAUGGUCGAACUGGCAGGGAAAUCCGCACCUUAUUGUGAGGUAUCCACCUUCUGCAUAACCUGUCCACGGAAUAGGAGCGCAAACCAUUGGCUGGAGUUUUGGCUUCAUGUACACACAAAAACACCAAUCCAUACACACAAAAGUGGAGACUCUUGACUCGAGGUUGUUCCAUUCCUUUCCUCUUUGCCGACGUGUGCGUACAUCAAGGAGCGCGACGUCGCUAGUAGUCAUGGGAACGUCAAGCAUCUCCGCAACGAAUGGACGCAUCUGCACAAGGCCGUACUUCUUCCCCUUGGCCCAGCGAUAAGCAUGGCGAAACGCCGGGACCUCAACCUUGAAAAAGUCUCGUCGACUGCGGAACAGCUCGUAGUAGUCUUCUUCGUUCCCAACAAUGCAAUCACUGGAUGGUAGGUCACCAGAAGCCCUUUCUUCCCUCCGCUCUCCUGCUAAAACCUUAUCCAACAAAUGGAGUAGAGGUUUGCCGCUUUGGUAAAGCGUUGUCAGCUUCUACCUUUUUUGCUUUAUCGAAAUCAACUGCUACAGUCGCAUGCUGCAGCAACAAGUUGACUAGCAGGCCACCGACGGAGAGACGCUCAGCUUUGGGCCAAGUCGGGUUCUCCAUACGGCUGCUCAUGACCUGACAGGCUUUUCUUGUCGAGGUUUGCGCCGCUGCUUUCCAUCGAUAGUAGUCCGCAUAGCUGCUAGAUCCGAAAGUCCCCUCGAUUUCUGUCAAGACAUUCGGAAGAAGAAGAUCUGCAAACCAUUCUGUUUGGCUAUGCAUCGAUACCCUUCGCGUUCCAUUCUUGGUUUACUACGUCCCCGACCGCCAGUCCGACCUUUUUAAAAUAACAACAUCGUCAGAUCCAAAUAAAAAAUCAUCAGAUCCAUCGCUGUGAAUGCUUCCCGUCUUCAAAGCUAAUAUAUUAAGCCCUCACUUGAGCAACGGUCGCUUCACGAAAAAGGGAAGGCUUGGGCAUUGCAGACUUAUUCCCCACAGGAGCAUACAGAGUCUCCAUCACCGUCUUGCACGUAAUGACACUCAGUAACAACGAUCCUAAAGUCUCCUUGGCCUCGAUGAACUUCGCCGUAGUGUGUUUGUUUCCUCGGGCGACUCCAGUUGACGCUUCUCUAUCGAUGGCGAUUUCCAAAUCCUUAACCCACUGUCCCCAUAUUCGCUUUGUUUUGCUGGUGAUUGCAAAACGAUCCACAGCCAAUGAUUCCCGGAACGUUUCGAUUGCUGCCUCCCUGACAUAGACAGAAGACUGUACACAUGCGCAUGCCGCAUGCCACAUGCCACACGUCUUGCCGAAUCAAGACUUACCAUAUGUUCCGCUCAAUCAUGCUCUGACGCUUCAAUGAUAUCUCGCGUCUGUCCGUGCUAGUUCUCUUUCUCGAAAUCCCCGAAGGAGACGGAAUGGGAAAGGAGUUCUCUCCAUAUAAGGACUCUUUCCAAGCACCAACCACUUCUGCUGGAAAGAGGUCGUCCAUUUCUCGAGGGACGUAUAUCGAGGAUUGAAGCUGCUCGAUGUGGCGAAAGAAUACCUCUUGUGGCAGGUCUGACAAGACUAUCCCUUUUCCCAUGAGAUAGAUCUCGGCUCUGCUGAUGACCUCUGUCACCUGAGAAGGGGCUUGCGCCUCCAGGUCUGCCGCACGGCACUCGCCCAGAAGCUGAAACAGCACUCUCCUCUGCUGAUCUGACAUGUGCAGCAAUGCGUCGAGUGCUCUGGAGGGCUCAGCAGACGUUGUGAACGCCUUGCUGUGGGCCACCCGCUGCCACCGCAAACAGAUCCACGCUCGAGGAUUUGAUGCUCCACCCUUGUUGAAGGCCACCAAGCCCCUAGCCGCAGUGUGAACUCGCUGAAUCAU